UUGCAAGGCAGAUGCUUAUGCCGCUGAGCUAAACCCCCAGCCCCCAACUUGUGAAGUUCUUAAGGAGAUUUUUAAAGGUAAUAUGUAGAGCACAGAGCGUGAGAUACUCAGGCCAUGGGUCUCACCCUGUUGCCUGACACACACACAGGGUCAGAAGACGGUAGUGAUAAAAACAUCUGUGGAGUCUGUUAGUUCUUUUUAUGGUGAGAUCACUGGUUCAUUUAAUCAUAUUUCAUCUCAGCUUUGGACCCUUCCCAGUAUAGAAGCUGCCCAGAAUUAGCUAGAAUUCACAGGAUUCCUGUCUUUUUCAAGACAGGAUUUCUGGUUUCCAGUUUCCCAAUUGCUCUGAAGACACAGAAGAUGUUGGGGACCAUGGAGAUUGGGGUGGAAAUGAAUAAGGAAGGGUUCAGAGACAGUGAGACUAAGGCCAGAGGCAAUCAGGUAAAGAAGGGAAGGAUUAGGUCACUCUUUGUUAGAAAAUUCAAACUGCUCCCUGAGAGGAGCACAAGAAGAGGCAAAAGGAUGAGUGGGAGAGGAUGGUGUCUUAAUGACUUUCCUCCCUGCGGAGACGUAAUACCCUACACCCACAAGUUAAGGUAGAGAUUGUAGAGAUUUCCCUCUGGGGUACACUGACUCCAAAGCAAGAUGGCAUGGCAGAGAGGCAUGGGAGAGGAGGAUUGGUUAAAACAUAGCAGACUGAAAACAGUCACGGAAGGAACUGGAGAAGGAGAUAAACCCUUCUAGGUCACACUUCCAGUGACCCACCUCUUCCUUCCAGACCCUCCCUCCUAGUAGCAAGUCAGCCAUAAGCCUUAUAAUCUAAUCACCUCUCAAAGGUCCCACCUAUGAUCACAUGAAGUUUAGGGGACAUCACGAUAUAAACCAUAACAGAUGAAUGUUUUGUCCUUGGACAGCUGCAACUGUUUACUCUUGUGGGCACUCGUGUCCCCUCUUCAGUAAGCCAUAUGAUCCAUAUGUGGUGGACGGGAACAAGGUAGACGCAGCAGCCGGGCUCACACAGGCCAGUUGAGCACAGGGUGAUGAGUGAUUCUGGGGUUCUGGGCCCUCUUUUGCCAGAGCUGCCCCAGCCUGGCUUCUAGUUUCACAGAGCUGAGCCAUCUAAGAACUGAAACUCACCCUGGUCUUUUCACAAUGGGGAACCCUAUGUGACAGGCGGAGAGAGGCCUGAGAGAUGCUGAGUGGGGGUGUCUGGUGGAAAAUUACAGACUGAAAGUCUCACCUCACACCCUUCACUGCUGGGACAUUCUCAAAGACAAAGAGGAAGCACAUGUACAGGGAAAUUUCCCUUUCUCCCACAACUUCCCCUGCCUCCGCCCAACUACAGCUGAAGAAGCACCUCUGUCUUCUAAAGAAAGGGCAGUGGGACAGUCCUACACCCAGUAUUGUGAUUUCGUACUUGGGACCAGUGCCCAAGACCGGCUGGCUUCUGGAGAAGCCCACGGGGCCCUGGCACAGGACCUACAUAAUCAUCACUGACAGCUACUGCCGGGCUGCUCUGGAUGUGUCCUUGCCAUGUGCCUCAGUGCGGAGAGGUGACAGGGCAUUCUUAGUGCUCUUCAGGACCAGACCCUCCCCAUCCCAGCUUAUGACCAGAGGACCCACGGUAAACGCCAGCAACUCACAGAAGAUCUAAGGCUGAGAGAGGAGGUGUGAUUCGCCUACAGUCACAGAGCAAGACUCAGCCCUAACACAUACUGUCUUGGCUUUGCCUCUCAAGCCAUCCCGUCCUACCCUGUGGGGCCUCACUGUCCGAGGCAGGGCUAUGGACAGGAAAGUGGCAGCCCACAAGGAUGCGGUCUCCUGGAUCCCUGAGGGAGGAGAAACGCUGGACCAGGAAAGCAAGGACCAGGUGAAGGAUCGGGGCCAAUGGACCAACAAGAUGGAGUUUGUGCUGUCAGUGGCCGGGGAGAUCAUUGGGCUGGGCAAUGUCUGGAGGUUUCCCUAUCUCUGCUACAAAAAUGGAGGUGGAGCCUUCUUCGUGCCCUACUUCAUCUUUUUCCUCAGCUGUGGCAUCCCAGUGUUCUUCUUGGAAGUGGCACUGGGCCAGUACACCAGCCAGGGGAGCGUCACGGCCUGGACGAAGAUCUGCCCCCUCUUCCAGGGCAUUGGUAUAGCAUCUGUGGUCAUCGAGUCCUUUUUGAACAUCUACUACAUCAUCAUCCUGGCCUGGGCACUCUUCUACCUGUUCAGCUCCUUCACCUCUGAACUUCCCUGGACAACUUGUACCAAUACCUGGAACACAGAGCAUUGUGUGGACUUUCUGAACCACUCGGGCGCCAGCACAGUGACCCACUCUGAGAACUUCACCUCGGCCGUCAUGGAAUUCUGGGAGAGACGUGUUCUGGGAAUCACCUCGGGCAUCCACGACCUGGGGGCCCUGCGGUGGGAGCUGGCCCUGUGCCUCCUGCUUGCCUGGAUCAUCUGCUACUUCUGCAUCUGGAAAGGGGUCAAGUCCACGGGCAAGGUUGUUUAUUUCACCGCCACAUUUCCCUACCUGAUGCUGAUCAUCCUGCUAAUCCGAGGUGUCACCCUCCCUGGGGCCUAUGAGGGCAUCAUCUACUACCUGAAGCCAGACCUCCUCCGCCUCAAGGACCCCCAGGUGUGGAUGGACGCGGGCACACAGAUCUUCUUCUCCUUCGCCAUCUGCCAGGGCUGCCUCACAGCCCUGGGCAGCUACAACAAGUACCACAACAACUGCUACCGGGACUCCAUCGCCCUCUGCUUCUUGAACAGUGUCACCAGUUUUGUGGCCGGCUUUGUUGUCUUCUCCAUCUUGGGCUUCAUGUCCCAAGAGCAAGGUGUGCCCAUUGCUGACGUGGCAGAGUCAGGUCCUGGGCUGGCCUUCAUCGCAUUCCCCAAGGCUGUGACCAUGAUGCCCUUGUCCCAGCUAUGGUCCUGCCUCUUCUUCAUCAUGCUAUUAUUCCUAGGCCUGGACAGCCAGUUUGUUUGCAUGGAGUGCCUGGUGACAGCCUUUGUGGACAUGUUCCCCCAGCAGCUCCGGAAGCGUGGGCGGCGCGAGCUGCUGAUCCUUGGCAUCUCAGUUGUGUGCUACCUGGUAGGGCUCUUGCUGGUCACUGAGGGUGGGAUGUACCUCUUCCAGCUCUUUGACUACUAUGCCUGCAGCGGUAUCUGCCUGCUCUUUCUCUCCGUGUUUGAAGUCAUCUGCAUCAGCUGGGUGUACGGGGCAGACCGUUUCUAUGACAACAUUGAGGACAUGAUUGGCUACCGGCCAUGGCCACUGGUGAAGAUCUCCUGGUUCUUCCUGACCCCAGUACUUUGCCUGGCCACCUUCCUCUUCUCCUUGAGCAAGCACACACCACUCACAUACAACAAUGAUUACGUCUACCCUCCCUGGGGGUACUCCAUCGGCUGGUUCUUGGCCUUCUCCUCUAUGGCCUGCGUUCCUCUCUUUAUGGUUAUCACCCUCCUGAAGACACAGGGUUCCUUGAAGAAGCGCCUGUGCCAACUCAUCAUCCCUGACCCCAGCCUGCCACAGCCCAGGCGACCCCUACACCUGGACAACGGCCCUGGACAGGACUGCAGGCCAUUCCCCCAGAAGGAAGGACUCAUCUCGGGGGAGAAGGAGACCGAACUGUAGGAAGGGCGAGUGGCCACGCUCCUGGGCAGGACUACCCUUCUCCAUGGGUAACCUUCAGUCCUCUGCCUCUACCCUGCUGGGACCUCCAGGAGACCCUGGGCCCAGCCAGAGGUCACCUCCCAUCCUUCCCACCGCAGUGGCAGCUGCGUUUGCAUUGACUCGUAUCCUAAGCGCCUGGCUUCUCGGAUGAAAAAACCGAGGACCUGGCAAAAAAGGAACUUUUCCAGUUUGCAUGAGGAGCCUUGGACGCACCUCAGACCUGCUCUCCUUGUGCUUGGGCUGCUGUUCCUUCUUCUCUGCCCCUGCCCCAGUUUAUUAUAAGCACGCACAGAUUGCCGCCGCCACGGGCUCUUCUCUGUCUCACUGCGCAUGUGCUCGGCCCGUCUUGGGGGAGCGAGUCCUUGGACUGGUGCCCCACCUCAAGGUCCCCCUGCUAUUCCAUGCCCGUCCCACCCCGUUUUCUCUCUUGUUCUUAUUGCUUUCCAUCUUCCCUUCCCCAGGGUACUGAGGGUCUCCCACAGAAAGCGGGGCUGUGUUGGGGGGAUUCCUCUGCCUGAGAAGUGGGUCUUUGGUCACAGCAGAUGCCCUGGCUCCUGGAGACCCCUUCUGCCUCCUCUGGCCUGUUCUCUGUACCUGGGUCAUAUUGCUAGGACUAACUAGGGAGGGAAUCACAAGGAAAUUGCUUCUGCCAAGUGCUCCCUGUUGCCAGCCCAAGGUUCCACCAAACCAACCGUGGGGCCAGUGUGGGCUCUCUGCUGCCUCCUAGUGGCAAAGGGAAGCGUGGUGGCAGCCUGCCGCCUGCAGCCCCCCAAAAUAGAAGGGUGCUCUCAUCUGUCCUGUCACUCUGUUCUUAACGAUCCUUGACCCACCUGGCCUCACUGGAGACCUUAACAGCGGCCUGCAGCCUCGCUCCGGCCCACAAAGGAGGCCACACCACCUCUUUGCUAUGCUUGCGCGCCGGCCCAGGCCACUGAGCCUGUCCUCAGUUGCCCCAACAGCCCAGCCUCACUGCCCGUACUGGAUCCCUCCCUCUACCCCUCACCCAGAAUUUACCCCGGACCUCCCCAAUGGCCUCACUCCUUCCCACAGGCCCUCACCCAGUUGCCUCACGGAGGGUGGAGGGUGGAGUCGCUAAGCUGGGCUGAAAGUCCCCUCUGUCUGUCCAUCCAUCCGUCACCUGCUCUGUGGGAUGGGAAGGUGGGGGUCCCCCAGCAGCCAGCCUCCCCGGACCUGCAGCUCCCCGUGCCAGCCCGAGCCCACAGUGUGUUCAUGGUCUGCUCUGGAUAGUUCUGCACACAGCCAGCAUGAGUCCUGCACCCCUCACUGUCAGCAUCUGCAGACACCGCCUCCCCUCAUCCCACGGAUGUCAUCAGCAGUGGAGCUGCAGAAUCCCUGGCUGCCUGUCAGGCACAGGGGCUGUGGGAGGCAUGUGUCUGCCACUCUGCGCCUCCCCAGGAACAGAGGCAACAGACAAGAAAGGGACUUCAGAUGGUGGUGGGAUCCAGUUUGUCGCCAUUCCUAUGAAGGCCUAGACUUUUCACCCACUCAGUACUGAGGGCAUCUGAGUUCAUAACCUGGAGGUAGGGGAAGGGUACAGAACCCUGCCCCAAGCAGGAGGGAAAAGCAGAGGGCAGUGGUCUCGGCAGUGGUCGCACUGGAUGUUUUAUUCAUGGUGGCCCUCUUACUCUCUAGAGCCUUCCAGAAUUCUAGAUUGAGUCCCCUUCUUGUCCAGGCUUGUUCCUGUCCCAGAGAAGGGCCAGAGUGUGGCUGGCUGUAACUUCAAAGCUAGGUCUGAAGUGUCAGGCUAUAGGAGCUCCCAUGUGGCAGUGUGGAUCCCUGGAAGCCAUGGAGAGGCGCACCUGGAGAGACCAAGGCCUCCUGCAUCAAGCAUCACCUACUUGUGUGAGCCAUUAGGAGGGAGACUCCUCUCCUCCAGGUCUCCUUCAGAUCACUCAGGGUGGGGUGAAUGUCUGGCCUGCAGCUCAGUGGAGGCCCUGGCCAGCAAUGCCCUCAGCAGUGGGCCUGAAGGGUAAAAAACAUGCACGUGGGUUUUAGCUAUUUGUUUUUGGAGCAGUUUGUCAGAGCAGUAGAUAACUAAUACUGGCCCUGGGUUUGAGGGUGCAGGAGGAAGUGUCUCUUUGAGGGUAGGGUGGGCCCCAGCUGAGAGGGACGAUUCCCUGGUCUCUUCCUGUCCUAACCCUUUGCCGUUCUCCUCAUUGACCCUUUACGUGAACCCCCAGGGUCUUCCAUGAUGCUCACGUGCUCUCUUCUCCCUGUUCUGUGUCAGGCAAGGGCUGGCUGGCUCUGUCCCUGCUGCCCUUUCUCUCCUCGUGCCUGGCUCCCCAUGACUGAGCCACGUGGCUUCCCUGCAGGGCUGGCUGCUCAGUGAAGGAACAAGGGCUGACUGGAUCUGACAGGGAUGAAAAGCUUGUUAACCACCCAUCGAUACACAGAGGCAGGGGAGGACAUGUGUGCUGGGAGGAUACAGAGCCUGACAGGAGGAGGCCUGGCUGGCAAUGUGGGGCUGGGCACUUCGGUGGCCCGGACCCUGGGUGCUCCAUUUCAGCUUUCUCUGCUCCCAGGCUGAUGACCGGCAGAUCAGGUUGCUCAUCUGGCCUGAGAAGCAAUGUGGUAAGUUAGGGAGAUGAGUACAGAAUUGUUACAGAGAUUGGGGAGCUUGCCCCUGCCAACCUGAGCCCUGGGUAGCCUGGGUAUCCCUCAGGUCAGACCCUACUCCAGCCCUUUGACAAGAAUCCUAAGGUUUUCUUUGCCCACAUCCACCUUCCCAGAAUGUUGAGGGAGCUGCAGUGGAAGGAAGGUCCUGGUCCCCAUGCCGCGCCCCAAAAGCUGCUGCCCAUGGAAUAAUCAAAAGUGGCUGUGCCAUGCCUGGCCUAAGUUAGUCCUCCAGGAGAGCGGGUGACAUUUGGAUCUGCCAUGGAGAGAAGGGUCCCAAGGCAAGGACAGGAACCGCCAGCACAGACUGGGGAGGGAGCCACUGUCAGGGCACCUGGUCUCCCUGUUUGUCCAUGGCCUCUUUCUCUGUACUGAGGUCAUGUUUUGGGCUUUUUUGGUCUUGAUUCUUUUAGGCUAUUUGCAUGGACAUUCAGGCUGUCUGAAAUUACUAGCGGUUGUCUUUUCCCACUUACUCCGUUUCUCUCUCUCUCUCUCUCUCUCUCUCUCUCUCUCUCUCUCUCUCUUUUUUCUUGUAGGGCGAGGUAUGGAGUCCAGGGCUUCAUGUGUGCUAAGUGAGUGCUUCAGUUUUGAGUUACACCUUCAGCCCUUUUUAAGAUCUUAGUUUGAGACGGGAUCUUGCCAAGCUGCUCAGGCUGGCUUUGAACUUGAGAUCCUGCUGCCACAGACCCCCACAUAGCUUGAGAGUACAGGUGCGCACCGCCACCCCGGUUGCGAUCACUUUUCCUUAUUCAUUUUGCUGUCUUCCUUUACUAAAGGCUUGGUAGUGGUGGCAGCAGGCCUCUUUCCUAGCUUCAACAGCAGGUCUAACGUUUUACUACUGAGUGUGAUAACUGAUGUAGACUUGUGGUAGACACUAUUUAUUAGGCUGUGAAAUUUUCUUCUGUUCCAUAUUUGCUUUUUUUAAAAAAAAAUCAAGAAUAAGUAUUGAAUUUUAUGAUUGCUUUUUGGCAUCUAUUGAGUUGAUCAUAUUGUUUUUGUUCUUUAAUAUUAAUGUAGUGAAUUUCAUGAAGUUUUUUGUAUUAAAAUAUCUUUUCAUUCCCAGAAAAAACCCAA
Cavia porcellus (domestic guinea pig) is the source of this 7366-nucleotide messenger RNA. It is a transcript of the gene Slc6a12, whose product is annotated as solute carrier family 6 member 12. Gene Ontology annotation, cellular component: plasma membrane. The transcript has 16 exons. Gene Ontology annotation, biological process: neurotransmitter transport; sodium ion transmembrane transport. Gene Ontology annotation, molecular function: gamma-aminobutyric acid:sodium:chloride symporter activity. The coding region runs from base 1784 to 3619 and encodes 611 amino acids. Lineage: Eukaryota; Metazoa; Chordata; Mammalia; Rodentia; Caviidae. The record is from RefSeq and is a predicted model, not a curated record.